GUUUCUAAUUCCUUCCACUAGCUCGAAGCCUCAUUCAGCAGCCGUUCUCAGUGGAGUGGAAUAGGCUGGAGAUGCCGCCGCCGCUGCUGCGUCGUUAGUUGUGAAUGGGACUUGUCUGCUCGCCCUCCUCCAGAGGUGACCCAGGGAGAAGCAGCAGCUGGACUCCCAGCAAGGAUAUUGGAUACAUAGCAGCACAAAACUAACAUCUUCAUUGGCACUGCUGAGCUGCUGAAAUGGGUGGGAUAUGCUACUUCAAUUGGCAACAGGUUUCCAAUGGGUGAAGGAAUUAAUUUGGGAAUCUGUACAGAAUUAAAAGCAAUGUGCUUAAGGAGGAGCAACACCUUGUGAAUGGAAAACUACAUCUGAAAUUGCCAGGAUUAUAAUAUUUCUUUUGUUGUUGUUGGCCCUGUGAGAAAGGGGUAGAGUUGGGGAAACUCCUGUGCCUAUAUAUUAACCAAAAAUGAAGGAGGACAACUGUUUACAUGCUGCCCUGAUCUGCUUGGGAAUGAUGUGCUACAGCCUCACCAUGGCAACGGAGAAACUGAACCAUUCAAGGCCAUCACUCCACGGUCAUCAUGAAAAAGGAAAGGAAGGGCAAGUUCUCCACCGUUCAAAAAGAGGAUGGGUGUGGAAUCAGUUCUUUGUAAUAGAGGAGUACACGGGACCAGAUCCUGUACUAGUGGGCCGGCUUCAUUCGGAUAUUGAUUCUGGUGAUGGGAAAAUUAAAUACAUUCUCUCAGGUGAAGGAGCGGGGAUCAUUUUUGUUAUAGAUGACAAAUCAGGGAACAUCCAUGCUACAAAGACACUCGACCGGGAAGAAAGAGCGCAGUACACGUUAACAGCGCAAGCUGUGGACAGGAUUACCAACCGACCUUUGGAACCGCCCUCGGAAUUCAUUGUGAAGGUUCAGGACAUCAAUGACAACCCCCCUGAAUUUUUACAAGAAAACUACCAUGCCAAUGUACCAGAGAGAUCCAACGUAGGUACAUCCGUGAUUCAGGUGACAGCCUCAGAUGCUGAUGAUCCCACCUAUGGGAAUAGUGCCAAACUAGUUUACAGCAUCCUUGAAGGUCAGCCGUACUUCUCCGUGGAAGCACAAACAGGUAUUAUUAGAACCGCACUACCCAACAUGGACAGAGAAGCCAAGGAGGAAUAUCACGUUGUCAUACAAGCAAAGGAUAUGGGAGGACAUAUGGGAGGACUCUCAGGGACAACCAAAGUGAUCAUUACGCUCACGGAUGUCAAUGACAACCCACCAAAGUUCCCGCAGAGUGUUUACCAGAUGUCGAUAUCAGAAGCAGCCGUCCCAGGGGAAGAAGCUGGAAGAGUGAAAGCCAAAGAUCCAGAUAUUGGGGAAAAUGGCUUAGUAACUUACAACAUUAUUGACGGAGAUGGUAUAGAGAUGUUUGAAAUUACAACAGAUUAUGAGACUCAGGAAGGGGUUGUGAAACUUAAGAAGAAUCUUGAUUAUGAGACAAAAAGAUCUUACAGCCUGAAGGUAGAAGCAGCCAACAUCCAUAUUGAUCCAAAGUUCAUCAGCAAUGGACCAUUCAAGGAUACUGUAACUGUGAAAAUUAGUGUGGAGGAUGCUGAUGAGCCACCAAUAUUUGUACCACCAACAUAUAUCCUUGAAGUGGAAGAGAAUGCAAGCCCCGGUGCUCAGGUUGGGAGAGUCCAUGCCCAAGAUCCCGAUGCUAAAAACAGCCCUAUAAGAUAUUCAAUUGAUCGUCACACUGACCUCGACAGGUAUUUCAGUAUCAACCCAGACGAUGGUUUAAUUACAACCACAAAAAAAUUGGAUAGGGAAGAAAUUGCUUGGCAUAAUAUCUCAGUGCUGGCAUCUGAAAUACAUAACCGACAUCAGGAAGCCAAAGUUCCAGUAGCAAUCAGGGUCCUUGAUGUAAAUGACAAUGCUCCAAAAUUUGCAGCUCCAUAUGAAGCGGUUAUUUGUGAAAAACCACUGACCAAUGAGCCAUUAAUUAAAAUUACUGCAGAGGACAAGGAUGAUACAGCCAAUGGCCCAAGAUUUAUCUUUGGUUUGCCACCCGAAAUUAUCCAGAAACCUAAUUUUACUCUUCGAGACAACCGAGAUAACACAGCAAGUGUUUAUGCAAAACGCACAAGCUUCAAUCGACAGAUUCAGGAUUUGUAUGUUCUGCCUGUUGUGAUAAGCGAUGGUGGGAAACCGCCACAGAGCAGUACCAACAUGCUCACCAUCCGGGUGUGCGGCUGUGAUCGAAAUGGUGUCUUGAUCUCCUGCAACCCGGAAGCCUAUACCCUCAAUGCAGGACUUAGCACAGGAGCUUUGAUCGCAAUCCUUGCUUGCAUUGUGAUUUUGUUAGUGAUUGUAGUGUUAUUUGUAACACUAAAACGGCAAAAGAAAGAGCCUCUCAUUGUUUUUGAAGAAGAAGAUGUACGAGAGAAUAUUAUUACUUACGAUGAUGAAGGUGGUGGGGAAGAAGAUACAGAAGCAUUUGACAUUGCUACUCUGCAAAACCCAGAUGGUAUCAAUGGAUUUAUCCCUCGCAAAGACAUAAAGCCUGAAUACCAAUACAUGCCAAGGCCAGGGCUUCGGCCAGCUCCAAACAGUGUUGACGUUGACGACUUUAUCAACACACGGAUACAAGAAGCGGAUAAUGACCCAACAGCCCCUCCAUAUGACUCUAUCCAGAUCUAUGGCUAUGAAGGCAGAGGCUCAGUGGCUGGUUCACUUAGCUCCUUAGAGUCGGCAACGACAGAUUCCGAUUUGGACUACGAUUAUCUACAAAACUGGGGACCUCGUUUUAAGAAACUAGCAGACUUAUAUGGCUCCAAAGACAUUUUUGAAGAUGAUUCUUAACAAUAACGUUACAAAUUUGGCCUUAAGAACUGUGUCUAAUGUUCUGAAAAAUUCAGAGGAAAUGUAAGCAGGUAUUUUUUAAAACAAAACACGGAAAGGCUCAUAAAAAGCAUUUAGGUUUGGCAGGGGGGAGGGGUCCUUUAAUAACAAAAGCAAGGAGGACUUAAAAAGUGGUCAAUACUGUGAAGUACCUUUUCAUGCAAAAGGCAAAUAGAGGGGUUGGUUCUCAACUUCACUAGAUGGGGUGGGGGAAAGAAAUAACCACUUGUGAAAUACAAUAUUUACACAAAGAGAAAUUCUAAACGUCAUCCAACAAUCGAGGGCAAUCUUUUUAUGUAUUAUGAACAGCUAAGUCUUUUAUGUCAAAGAAGCUUCCACAAAUUAGAAAGGAUAACAGUUCUGAGCUGUAAUUUCGCCUUAAACUAUGGACACUCCCUACGUAGUGCAUUUUUAAACUUGAAAUAUAUAAUAUUCAGCCAGCUUAAACACAUAUGAUGUAUGUACAGGACAAUGUACACUUAUAAUGUCUCUUGAGCAUCCAACUUGUUUCUGCUGACUCUUGUAAAUCUUUUUGCUUAUACUUUCAUCUUAAUCUAAUACGUGCCAGAUAUAAAACUCUGUCUUGUGGGAGGCGCCCUAUUUCUAUGUCAUUUUUAAAUGUAUCUAUUUGUACAAUUUUAAAGUUCUUAUUUUUUAGUAUACAUGCAAAUAUCAGUAUUCUGACAUGUAAGAAAUGUUACAUCACACUUAUAUUUUAUGAACAUUGUACUGUCGCUUUAAUAUGUGCUUCAAUAUAUGAAGCAGACUUUGAAAUAAAAAGGAUUCUGUUUUUUAA
Molecule: messenger RNA, 3674 nt
Organism: Hemicordylus capensis (graceful crag lizard)
Lineage: Eukaryota; Metazoa; Chordata; Lepidosauria; Squamata; Cordylidae
Product: cadherin-11
Exons: 13
Coding region: 461-2839 (792 amino acids)
Biological process (GO): multicellular organism development; cell-cell junction assembly; cell morphogenesis
Cellular component (GO): plasma membrane; catenin complex; adherens junction
Molecular function (GO): cadherin binding; calcium ion binding
Source: RefSeq, a predicted model, not a curated record